AUGUCCACUCCUACUUCAACUACAUCAACUACAUCUACUACAUCUACAACUACUACAACUACAUCAUCUACAACAAGUAAAAUGACAACAGCAGCAGCAACAUCGAUCGUUGCCUUUGAGGGUAUUCUAGACACAGCAAAGAAGUCACAUAUUCACAGUCUAAAGUAUAAGAAUAGAUAUGCUCGAUUAGUACCAGGUGCAUUAUAUAUAUAUCAAACUGAACAAGAUGACGACUUUAAAUGUAUAGAUAUUGAGUUGGCACAGAUAGACCUCAAUCCACCAAACAAUACAAGACCCUACACCUUUGCCAUUCGCAACAGUUCAAGCAAAGUGUUCUACUUCUCUGCAAAUACUCAACAAGAGUUCGAUCAUUGGACACAACAUGUAAAGACAUGUCAAGGAAAGAAGAAUGGUGGAGCACCUGUAUUGUCAAGAGAGGAAUCGAUAAAGAGAGAGGGUAGGACAGAUGUGCUGUUUAGAGCAAAGAAGAACAUCUCUGGAAAGAUCGCAGGAUCAGGCGUUGGAAAGAGCGGUUUGAAGAAGAUGAUACCAGAGGAGGGCCGCGAGCUAAUCAGCUCAGUGAGGAAGAUCAUCAAGCGUGUGUCCAACGAGGAGAAGGCCAACGAGACCGAGAAGAACAUCAUCAAGAUACUCAUCAAGAUCUUCUACCAGAUCGACUCCAAGACCAUCCAGAUCCAGGACUUGGCCAAGGUGGACAAGGCGCUGCGUGACGCGUUCAACAGUCUGGACCGUGCCUUCCGCUUCUACGGCGUCAAGAAGUCGGCCGACCUCAAGCCCAUCUUUGACGACGUGACCAAGGCGUUCAAGUCGGCCGAGCACGAGUCGGUCAUCCUGUUCUCGCCAUACCUGCGACCACACAACAUCCAGAAGAUGCGCACAACCUUUGCCUUCCUCGGUUCGGGCGAGUUCUUUAGCAAGGUGUGGGACGACAUGGAGAUUGAGGACGACCUCUUCCUCCUGAUCAGUGCUCUCAACAAGUAUACUCAGAUUGAGAUCAUUCAU
Molecule: messenger RNA, 1023 nt
Organism: Acytostelium subglobosum LB1
Lineage: Eukaryota; Evosea; Eumycetozoa; Acytosteliales; Acytosteliaceae
Exons: 3
Biological process (GO): regulation of apoptotic process
Source: RefSeq, a predicted model, not a curated record